GCACGUUAUCCUCCUAUGGCCCUCGUCCGCGAUCGCCGCCAACUCAACCUCCGCCUCCCUCUCCCCUCCCCCUCCGAGCACGCUCCCGCUUCCCCCGCCCCUCCCCCCUCCGCCAUCUCCGCCGCCGACCUCGAGAAGCUCCAGGUCCUCGGCCACGGCAACGGCGGCACCGUCUACAAAGUCCGCCACAAGCAGACCUCCGCCGUCUACGCCCUCAAGGUCGUCCACGGCAACAGCGACCCCGCCGUCCGCCGCCAGGUCCUCCGCGAGGCCUCCAUCCUCCGCCGCACCGACUCCCCCCACGUCAUCAAGUGCCACGGCGUCUUCGACCUCCCCGGCGGCGACAUCGCCUUCUGUAUGGAGUACAUGGACAUGGGAACCCUCGAAACCCUCCUCCAAAACGGCCUCGUUUUCACCGAAUCCCUAAUUUCGAACCUCUGCCGCCAAAUCCUCACCGGCCUCGAAUACCUCCACUCGCACAAGAUCGUCCACCGCGAUUUGAAGCCCUCUAACAUCUUAAUCGAUCAGAAAAUGGAAAUCAAAAUCUCCGAUUUCGGCGUCAGUAAAAUUUUACAAAGGACGCUCGAUCCCUGCAAUUCCUACGUCGGCACGUGCGCCUACAUGAGCCCGGAGCGCUUCGACCCGGAUUCAUUCGGAUCCAAAAACUACGACGUCUACGCCGGCGAUAUAUGGAGCUUGGGGCUCACUCUAUUGGAGCUCUACGUCGGCCAUUUUCCGUAUCUGGCGCCGGGACAGAGGCCGGACUGGGCGACGCUAAUGUGCGCCAUAUGCUUCGGGGAGCCGCCGGCGUUGCCGGAGGGCACGUCGGGGGAGUUUAGGAGCUUUGUGGAGUGCUGUUUGCAGAAGGAUUCGAGCAAGCGGUGGACGGCCACGCAGCUGCUGGCGCACCCUUUCGUCAGCGGCGUUGAUUUGCAGUCGUCGGCGUGAAGAAUUUUUAGGGGAUUUCAGAUAUAGCGAAUCCUUCCUCUUUUUGUUCCAUUUUUUUUUUGUUUUUUAAUUUUGGAAAAAUCGUAGGAGAAUUUCUCGUGUAUAUUCUUUCUCUGAAUCAUGAUCCAUUUCGACGGUACAAUGAAACAACCAUUGAAUUGCUGUAGAAAUUGGGAAAAAUUAAUCUAAUUUGCUUUAGUAUUCAA
Salvia hispanica is the source of this 1154-nucleotide messenger RNA. RefSeq names its product mitogen-activated protein kinase kinase 9-like. Gene Ontology annotation, molecular function: MAP kinase kinase activity; ATP binding. Lineage: Eukaryota; Viridiplantae; Streptophyta; Magnoliopsida; Lamiales; Lamiaceae. The record is from RefSeq and is a predicted model, not a curated record. Gene Ontology annotation, biological process: MAPK cascade; protein phosphorylation.